GCAGCGACAAGUCUGUUGCUGGAGCGCCGAGGCGGUCAGAAAUAAAAACAGGGGACUUAUCUAUUAACUUAUUGUUAAAUAUGUCCCAUGUGUGACCUGUUGUAAACUGUUCGUCCUAAAACCAUAUAGCCAACCCAAUUAUAACCGAUCUUUCUUUUUGCUAUUGUCGCAUUCACAUAGGCCUAGUCCUAUGGAUAGGGUAUAAUGCAUUUGAUUCAUUGAUUAUAUAUUUUUUUACAUCAGUCUUUUGUUUCGUCGUGUGAAAUCAGGUCAACGAUGAAUCAAUGGUUAUCCGACGGACUUUGAUGUAUUGAUAACAUACAUUAUUUUGUGAACAUCGUGUUUUGUCAGAGGCCUAAUGCAGAUGCUGCAUACGUGAAAUGACGUUGUUUCAUACGGUAGAGAGCGGACUACAUAUUGAAGGAGGGGGGGGUCUCUCUCUAUAUUUAGCAAUUAAUAAAAUAAAAUAUUGGUCUUAUAUUUUGGCGUCUUAAAACCCUAUAGGUUAUGGUGUGUUGACCGUUCAAAGCGCUCAUCUGACACGUCAAUCCCAGCCUUUUACCCCUCUCGGAACGACUGUAUCCGAGAUGGUUUGUUCCCCCCAAAACCCCCCACCCCGCCUCACCACCCCAUACAUUUCAUUCAUAAAAUUCCAACUCACUAUAAAAGGUGGGCCUCUGCACAGUCUGCACAGAGUAACCGCGUUCACGAGACGAACCGACCAAUCGAAGACCUCACUUAAUUGGGACGAAUACAAGGGGGUCGAAGCAUUCUCUACAAUCGACAAAGGUACGACACAAUAGGCCUAUAUAUAGUUCGCUUAUGUGGUAAUCGCCGACUGCCAAGAUGUACCAGGGAUCCAGCCCUGACCACGACGCGUCAUCCAGCUGUAGCGGGGACAGCCCUGCGCGCGGCGGCCAGCCUCCUCCUCCCUGCUCGCUCUCGAGCGCAUCCUCAAUGGACAGCCUCAACCAGGACCCCGACUCGAGUGACUCCUUUGUUCCGACGGUGACCGCGAUCUCCACGUCUCCCGAUCUGAGGUGGAUGGUGCAGACCACCACCACCUCCUCCACCCAUUCUCCCUCCCGCGGAGGUGCACGAGCCAAAGCCCGCUCGAAGGAGCACACCGGCGGGAAGAAGGGGAAGAAAGACCAGCCUUCCAAGGAGGAGGAUGAGAGGAGGAAGAUCCGGAGGGAGAGGAACAAGAUUGCCGCAGCAAAGUGUCGUAACAGACGGAGGGAGCUCACGGACACGCUGCAGGCGGAAACCGACGUGCUUGAGGAAGAGAAAGCGGCGCUGCAGACGGAAAUAGCCGAUCUCAUCAAAGAGAAAGCGCGCCUCGAGCAGGUGCUCGCCUCUCACGAGCCCGGGUGCGCGCGUCACCCGAACGAAGAAGAGCGCCGUGUGGACGACGCGGUGCACGAUGCGACUUCCGGGAUGGACGGCGAGCUGGGGGAGGAUAAGGAGGAGGAGGGUGAAGACGAGGAUGAUGAUGGGGGUGAUGAAGACGACGUGAGUCCCAUGCAGCAGGAGCCCCCGGCGUCUCCGCCCCCGACCCCGCUGCUCUCCCUGUGGCCCGAGGGCGAGAGCCUCUCCGAGGGGCCCGGCGAGGGAGAGGGCGGCCCCCCGCUGGGCCCCCCCCAGGACCUGGACCCCCCGCCGCCCCCCUGCGCCGCCGCCGCCAUCCUGGGGAACUCCGACAUCCUGCUCUGCUCCAGCGCCGAAGAGGAGGAGGAGGAGCCUCAGGAGGAGGAGGGGGAGGGGGAGGAGCCGGAGCCGCUUGAGGACCUGAAGGUGGACGACCUGGACGACCUGGUGCCCAGCCUGGAGAUGAGCGCCCCAGAGGAGGAGGAAGGGGUGGGGGGCGGGGGGGGCGUGUCGCUGGGGUCCGUGGGCGCGUCGGUGCCGGACAUCGACCUGGGCGGCGCCUUCGGGCUCCCGGACUGGGAGACCCUGUACCGGUCCGUGGCUCAGGACCUGGAGGCCCUGGGGACCCCCCUGGUGUCCUCCAGCCCCACCUGUGGCUACCGCUCCGUGUUCUCCUUCAGCGGGGCCGAGAUAGACUCCCUGCAGGCGGAGGACGACAGCCUGGCCCUCAGGGGCCCUGCUGGGGGAGGUCUCGGCGCCGGGGGCCCCGAGUUCACCAAGGAUAGCCUGAACUCUCCCACACUGCUGGCCCUGUGAACGCAAGAUAAGGGCCCCUUAUGCAACUGGUUUAUUAUGUCACUGACAGUCAAUGGUUUUAUAACCAGCAAGCUAUGGUCUCUUUCUCUCUCUCUCUCUCUCUCUCUCUCUCUCUCUCUCUCUCUCUCUCUCUCUCUCUCUCUCUCUCUCUC
Gadus morhua (Atlantic cod) is the source of this 2336-nucleotide messenger RNA. RefSeq names its product proto-oncogene c-Fos. Bases 847 to 2184 code for a protein of 445 amino acids. Gene Ontology annotation, cellular component: nucleus. The record is from RefSeq and is a predicted model, not a curated record. Gene Ontology annotation, molecular function: DNA-binding transcription factor activity, RNA polymerase II-specific; RNA polymerase II cis-regulatory region sequence-specific DNA binding. Lineage: Eukaryota; Metazoa; Chordata; Actinopteri; Gadiformes; Gadidae. Gene Ontology annotation, biological process: regulation of transcription by RNA polymerase II. The transcript is spliced from 4 exons.